Cladocopium goreaui is the source of this 1320-nucleotide messenger RNA. The record is from the annotation of a GenBank genome assembly. NCBI's taxonomy places the organism in Eukaryota, Dinophyceae, Suessiales, Symbiodiniaceae.
AUGAAACGAAAGCACGAUGAAUCCGUAGACCUCAACGAGCUCAACGAGCUCCGGCGCCGCGCUGGAGAGCUGGUGGCUCGAGCUGGCUUGGAGAAUGGUGGGCCUACUCAGCAGGAUGCUUACAAGAAGUUGAUUCAUGAGUUUCUGGACGCUGGAGGGCCGCCUGAUGAUCUCAUCGUAAAAAUUGGCUGCCAGUUCUUUGGAUGUCCAGUGGGGAAAUCGACUCAAGGCCCCCUUCAGGAAGUUCACGUCGAGGGAGCCAAGGUCUUGGAUUUUGACUACCUUGAGGAGUUUAUGGUGCAAUGCUUUUUAGCCUCCGGAUGCCCUGAGAAAGAGGCCAGAGUCUCUGCAGGGGUGCUGAUUGAGGCCGACAAGAGAGGAAUUGACAGCCAUGGCAUUGGGCGCUUGAAGACCAUCUACUUGGACCGUAUUAAGAAUGGCAUCUUGAAGCCAUAUGCCCCCAUUGACAUCGUGAAGGAGACCGAAACCACGGCCCUGGUAGAUGGAAAUAUGGGGAUGGGCCUCUAUGUCGGACCCUUCUGCAUGGAACUUGCCAUUGCCAAGGCUAAGAAAUCGGGUCUUGGUUUCGUGGCUUGUCGGAAUAGUACUCACUAUGGCAUCGCAGGUUACUACACUUCAAUGGCCUGUGAAAAGGGCUGUGUUGGCUUUGCUGGCACCAAUGCCCGGCCCUCCAUUGCGCCAACCUUUGGUGUGGAGCCGUGCAUGGGAACCAAUCCUCUGUGUUUUGGCAUUCCUUCGGAUGAAGCUUUUCCCUUUGUGAUUGAUUGCGCUACUUCCAUUUGCCAGCGGGGCAAGAUCGAGAAGUAUGCCAGAUUGGGCAUGUCGACUCCAAAGGGCAUGGUGAUUGACAGCAAUGGAGAGGAGCGCACUGACACAGAGGGGAUUCUCAAAGGAAUGGUGAAAGGCGAAUGUGCUUUGACUCCUUUGGGAGGGGUCGGAGACGAACUGGGCGGCUACAAGGGCUACUCCUGGUCCGUGGUGGUGGAGCUCCUGAGUAUCGCCUUUCAAAACGGAGAUUUUGGACCCCAGCUGACUGGGGUGGAUGCUCAAGGAAAGCCAGCACCAAUGUCCUUGGGCCACUUUUUCCUGGCCAUCAACGUGGAAGCGAUUUGUGAUUUGGAGGUGGGAGCGGAAGGAGCGGAACGGAAGGUCUUCAAGAAGAAAACCGGCGACUUCCUUCGAUACUUGCGCAACUCCGCCAAAGAUCCCAACGGCCCUGGAAGAAUUUGGACCGCUGGCGAGGCUGAGAACGAGUUCCGAAAGAAGCGCAUGGCUGCAGGUGGGGUGCUUCCUGUGUAG